Dermacentor silvarum is the source of this 1126-nucleotide messenger RNA. RefSeq lists its product as uncharacterized. Lineage: Eukaryota; Metazoa; Arthropoda; Arachnida; Ixodida; Ixodidae. The coding region runs from base 75 to 821 and encodes 248 amino acids. The record is from RefSeq and is a predicted model, not a curated record. The transcript is spliced from 5 exons.
UGCAGACAUAGGGACAGGCAAGCUCACUUGGGAUGGGUAAGCUGGUGAGGUAGGCUGACUACCGGCAGACCGUGAUGACGGGCAUCCGGACGAAGGGACGCUCUUUCGUAAGAGAAACUUCAAGAAUAUGGGGCCUCUCACGCGCUGCCCUGAUCAACUCGGCUGCGCUCAAGAUCGCCGGCUUAGGCGCCAUGGCUGCCAAGGCCAAGGUCACCUCUGCUGCUGCCAAGGCCGCGGCGGAAGCUGGAGUCAACGCAAUUGUCUACCAGGCAAAGUCGAAGCUCGCAGCUUCGCCCACCGUAGCGCACGUGGCUCCUGUCGCACGAGUCGUCGCAGCACCAACCGUGCCCGCGGUCCCUCAAGUGACAGUCAAGAUAAUCAAGACGCCGCCAGUCAUCACUGCCCGCCCCGUUCCGGUUGACCCAUGGAAGUUCGCCGCCGCCCUGCCGACUGGGUGGGACCACUCCAUGACCUACGGACACCCGUACUUUGGAUACGGCUUCACCAGGAGCGCCAUUGAACUGCGCAAGCGCAGGGAGGCACCUUUGACAAUGGCCGCUUUGGAUCCGGCUCUUGGAAUCAACCCGCAGAUGUUGAAAAACAUCUUCGAGUACGUGACCAUCUACGACGCCGAGCAUUGCGUCCUGCGAGUGGUCUGCGAGGUGGCUGCCCAACCUAGCCUGGCCGGGCCCCAGGGCACGAAUGUCACCGAGUUCAUGACGUCACUGUCGGAGGACGACUCUGGCGCCCCCUGGAACCCGUACCGCGACGCCGCUCUCACCGGACAGAUAUCCGCAAAGAGUGCCAGGAGCGCUACCUGACGUGCUCCCAGUCCACCGAAGCACUCGUCGAAUUGGCACGAACUCGGACCGCCCAGGCUUCCGAAUCCAUGACCGGGGCCGCAACGAGGGUGUAAACAUUCGUCAAGCCGCCUUCACGGGCGCUAAGCGUCCGCUGCCACCAGCCGUACAUCACCUGCUCCAUCCAUGUUCUUACCAAGUGCAUGCAACGAAUCUCUGUACAUAGCUAGUAGUAUCAUAUCUACUGAAUUAAUGUAAUGUAUCAUUCUUCAUGUAGCGUAUAAGGCUUUUAUGUGUGAUCCCUUGUGCCUGCUGAAAUAAAAAAG